Messenger RNA from Entrophospora sp. SA101, 280 nucleotides. NCBI's taxonomy places the organism in Eukaryota, Fungi, Glomeromycota, Glomeromycetes, Entrophosporales, Entrophosporaceae. The record is from the annotation of a GenBank genome assembly.
AUGAAAAAACAAGGCAUAGGCGAAGCUAGACCAUAUGAUGCUUUAACUAGUGAUGAAGUUAAAUUAAUAUUAAAUCACAAUGUUUGCUCUCCAAAUAAUCCAGCUGGUUUACUUUAUCGUAUUUUUAUGUGGAUAUGUUUACUUGGUUGUGCCAGAGGUGGUGAACAUCAUUCUUUGGUUAUUUUACAAUUUGAGGAUACAGAAGAUGAUCCAUCUGGUGUUAAUGGUCCAAAUUACGAUAUAAGAUUGUAUCUUUCUAAAUGUCCUUCUCAUUAUAAAU